AUGGAAUCAAGCGAUUCCGGAAAGUGGAAAGAAGCGUGUGACUCGAAGUUCGACUCGCUUCAGAGAAACGACACGUGGGAAAUCGUGCCUCUUCCGAAAGGUCGCAAGGCCAUCGGGUGCCGAUGGGUGUUUCGUGUCAAGGAGAAUCAAGAUGGCGAAGUUGAACGUUUCAAGGCAAGACUUGUGGCCAAAGGAUUCUCACAGGAAUUUGGAAUUGACUAUGAAGAAGCUUUCGCACCAGUGGCCAAGUUCACAUCGAUUCGUGUGGUGCUCAGCGUGGCGGCCAUGUACGGCCUAAUGCUACAUCAGAUGGACGUCAAGACAACGUUUCUUAACGGCUCCCUCGACGAAGACAUUAACAUGGACCAACCGGCAGGAUACCUGGAUGCAACACAGCCGGACUAUGUGUGCAAGCUAAAGAGAUCACUCUACGGCUUGAAGCAAUCGCCACGCAUGUGGAACCAAACGAUCGAUGGGUUCAUGAUCAAGAUGGGAUUCAAGACGUGCGAAUCGGACCACUGCAUCUACAUCAAGCGAGACGACCAAGACAUGAUUCUCGUGGUGCUCUACGUCGAGGAUCUCAUCCUGGCCAGCAGCAACAACGAACUAUGCAAGUCGACCAAGAUGGCGCUGAGCACACGCUUCGAAAUGACGGAUCUCGGUGAGCUCAAUUACUUUCUCGGCAUGGAGAUCAAGAGCGACCGUAAGACUGUAAUAGUGACUGUGCGACAAAUCAAGUUUCUCAAGUCCGUGUUGACCGAGUUCGGAACGGAUAACAGCAAGCCAGUGAAGACGCCUCAAGAUCCCGGUCUGAAGCUCAUUAAGAACAUGUGUGACCAAAAAUGCAACCACGAAGACACCAUGUGCAACGUGCCAUAUCGAAGUGCUGUCGGAGGCAUCAUGUAUCUCAUGGUCGCCACACGUCCGGAUCUAGCUGCUGCAGUAAGAUCAGUAUCACAGUUCUCGUCCGACCCAUGCCCGACUCACUGGCAAGCUUUAAAGCGUGUGCUGAUAUACCUGCAAGCAACGCCUAAUCACGGUCUUGAGUUCACACGUGAAGAAGGAAGCCGUUUCUGUGGGUACACCGACGCAGACUGGGCCGGUGACAUUGAGUCUAGACGAAGUGCAAGCGGCUAUGUGUUCAUGAUGAACGGAGGAUGCAUCAGCUUGAAAAGCCAGAAACAACGGACGGUCGCGCUAUCUUCAACGGAAGCAGAAUACAUGGCGCUUUCCGAAGCAACCAAAGAAGCAGUAUGGCUCAAGGUGUUUUUGGGGGAACUUGGUGAGAUGGCAAGCGACGAAGCGAUAUAG
Peronospora matthiolae is the source of this 1311-nucleotide messenger RNA. The record is from the annotation of a GenBank genome assembly. Lineage: Eukaryota; Oomycota; Peronosporomycetes; Peronosporales; Peronosporaceae.